CGUGACUCCUACAAAUUACAUUCACUUUGGAAAUAACAGGACAGCGCCACAGGAAAGAGAAGACUGAGACACAACUGCAGUUGCAGGUUUUAUUGAAGUUGCUGCUUCCUGGCUGCUGGCUCCGCUGUGCAAUCAGGAACUCCAAGAAUGUCGGUCUUACAUAAACAGUCAAAAUCUAAUCCAGCGCAGCAAAUCAUUGAGCUCUCCCAGAGAAUUAGUACCAUGGAAACCAAUCAACAAGAGGAAUAUACAACGAUGGGAUCGUCUCUGAAGAAAGCACAAGAAGAACUGAGAUUGCUAAAUGAAAGAAUUAUUCAGGUGAAAGAAUUUGAAUGUCAACACCAGUACAUAAGCCCUGGUCUGGAACAGGCAGAAGAAAAGUUCAGUUCAGUAAAUCGAAGAAUCCAGCAGUUCACUGACUUUUUUCAAAGUCAGCAUGCAGAGAUGAGGCGUGCUCUCCAGGAAGAGAGUGAGAACGUGAGACCACUUUGUGAAAGAUCUGAUCUCAAUAUGAGCCAGACAUCCUACCAGCAAAGAAUUGAUAUGAUUGAAGAACAUCAUCAACAACAACUUCAAAAAUUAAGAUUUACUUUUGCACAAGCGGAAGCAGAGUUUGGAGAAGUCAAACACAGUAUUCAACAGAUUGAAUCCACUCAACAACAGAAACUUCAUGAAUUAAGCUCUGCUCAGCAACCAAGCAAAGAAGACAAAGAGGUGAAAAUACACCAGCAAAGCUCUGCUCAGCAACCAAGCAAAGAAGACGAAUUGUUAAAACUACACCAGCAAAGUUUACAGCACAGACUUCCUCUGCAGCCAUAUGAACACAAUCCAAAUCCUCUCGACCCUAGAACUGUUCUGAGCAAAGAGGAAGACCCUCAGAGAAUCCAGAAGACGGGCACAUUUUCUCAGCGUUCUGAACAAAGGAGUUUACAGCACAGACUUCCUCUGCAGCCAUAUGAACACAAUCCAAAUCAUCUCGACCCUAGACUAAGGGAGAUGGCAGAAGAACUUCAAACCAUGAGGUCUGCUCUAAAAGAAAAAGAGGAAGAACUGAAAUCUUUCAAAGACAGAGUGGCAGUGGAAGUUGCUCCCUCAAUUAAAACAGGAACCAGUAUGAGCCUCAACAGCCCAGUCAGUAAAAACAGAAUAAGGGAGAUGUAUGAAACUCUGAGAUGUGACUGGCCAAAAAUCAAAGAAAACCUGAAAUCAAAUGGGAAAAAACCAGAUCUUGUCAAAAAAAUGGUUCAGAAAAAAUUUAAAAUGGCAAAAACAGACAUGGAAAAAAAGAAGAUGAUGAUAAUUAAAGUUUUUGACUUGGAUAAGUACAAACCUGGAACAGAACCUCCAAAGGUUAAAGAACACAUGCAGAUGACAAUUCAGAGUCUGCAGCUGGCGCUCUACAGUCAGAAAUAUGAGGACGGCGCGCAGAAACCGUCCUCUUCAGACGAAGUUGAAAACCCUAAAGAAAUGAUGACGUAUCUGGGCAAUGAGUGCUACUGGCUGGGCUGCCUGAUGGCAUUGAACAACCCUCCCAUUCAUCCUGACUGGCAGAAUCACCCGCCUUCAAUGGACAAAUGGGAUAUUCUUCCCAGAAAUAUUGUAGCAACCUCUAAGGAGGACCCAGGAGUCCAGGACAGAUUUAACCCUAAAGUGCAGCUGUUCAACACCUGAGCCGACCAGCUGGAAGAGUUGAAAACCCCCCGAAACAAAAAUGGAUCCUCCACCAGUAACAGUACCCAUCUACUCAUGGUCACACUGAUUCUCAGAGGAACUGUUUUCAUCUGUUACCGUGUUCAGGCUUUAGGUAAUUUACUCAACGUGUUUAUAGAUUGAUAAAUCUGUUUCCUACUGCCUUUUCUUUAAAAACCUGCAACUGUUCUGUGCCAAACAGAAGUAGUAUUUUUUUUUUCCUUUUCUCUUUGGAGAGAUCCUCCCUCUAUAACUUUCUGAUUUAAGAUAAAAACGUGUAAAAUACUCUUGCAAUUCAGGUGCAGUUUUGACUUCAAAUGUGUUCACAAAGAGUAGAAUUUUUUUCAUACCUUUACUUUCAUAGGGCUUUCACAUCAACUCACACCAUGUCCGUCUUUGACAGUUAAAACCGUGUUGACUAUCUUUGAAUUAUACUUACGGACAUCUCAAUUAUAAAUACUCAAUACAAUGAAUUUGUUUACCAUAAAAUGCUUUGUAAUGCGUGUAUUUGCUUCAUGAGUUUCUAAUUCAUGUGUAAAGAGUAAAACACAUAUAGAACCAUAGAUGGUUAGAUAUUUGCAUUUUUUCCUUAACUGCCCACAUUGUCGUCUCUUUCUUACUUUGCUGGUAAGCCAAUCAUAUCUUUAAUUUACAAAGCCAACGGUAAAAAAAAAUGUCUUCUCUCUUUUGUAAAGUAAGUCAGCCCCAACACCGAAAAACCAUUACUGUAAUAACAAGGUAGACCUCUUAAUAAGUUUAGAGUUUUUAUAUUUGAAUAAUCUUGUUUAACAAAAUUUGAAAUACAACAUAAGGAGUAGAACUACACACAUCUCAUAUUUGGUAAAUAUGUCUAAAUGGAAAACAUAACAACCAGAGCAAACAUGUGAUGGAUGGCAGAUCUUUAAGCAAAAUAUCAAAACAACAGGAAAUAAAAUGCCUGUGGAAGCAAAUUUUACAAACUGUCUUCAGAAUAUUUAAGAUAUACUUUGAUUUUGGAGAGUAUGAGGAUUAGCCAGCUCCCAGAGUCACACCAAAGGAAGGUUUGAGGUGGGGUCUGGUUGUUUUUUUGCACAAAUCAGUUGAUUUAAUGUGGGACCUCCAGUAAUAGAAAACAAAAAUGAAUGCAUAAAGAAAACUCAGCACCCACUACUGCUUCUCAGCUGACACAUUACCAUUGGCCUGUUGGAAGAGGAUUUAAGGAUAAUAGAUGGUACACUGAGAUCUCUGCAGGAGGAAGCUGCAGUAGAAGGUGCACAUUCUAAGAAUCCUACAAUUCGUUGGCACUGGCAUUCAAAAAAGGCAAGAAGCUUCUCCAGCUGUAGCUGUAGUUUAAAAAACAAAAUGCAUCUGUCAGACUGGAAUAGUCUGAUUGGAUGUUCAAAAGCCACAUUUUUACCACACAGAACAUCAAAAUGGAGCAAAUAAAAGGUACAUUUUUUUUGUUUUAUUAAGAGAUAUCAAGUUUGAAUAUUUUCUCCAGCAGGUACAGCGACAACCUGAUUGCUGACUGCCAAACAUACAGUGUAUAUGACCUUUGCUCCAUGCCCCACUGGCUGUCAGCUUUUAAUUUUCCUCAGAUUUGCUGUUUCAACUUGUCACUGAAAAAAAAAAAAAACAGGUCUGAAGCAGAUGUCUUUUUUUUCUGUUGUGCAUCUCUGCUCCUAACGUCAUACAUUUCUCUCCUCAGUAACGGUCAAUUAGAAAGAAGUCGGUCUAGGUUGCGAGGGGACAAAUAAUGCUUCAUAUAGAAUAUUUAAGAGACGGAAGGACAAAAGCAACUCUCUCUAUUCACUUGUUUAAUUCUACAAAACAUACAUUUACACUUCCAUUAAACGACUGCAUUGGAUAACAUGAGGUGAAAAUAUUUUGUCAGUUUUGUUCACUGAACUAAUGUGAAUAAAAUUAAAAUAAAUAUGGGACUUCUGAGUUGUAUUGCCUGUACUAAAAAAA
Molecule: messenger RNA, 3639 nt
Organism: Fundulus heteroclitus (mummichog)
Lineage: Eukaryota; Metazoa; Chordata; Actinopteri; Cyprinodontiformes; Fundulidae
Product: putative mediator of RNA polymerase II transcription subunit 26
Exons: 27
Coding region: 148-1671 (507 amino acids)
Source: RefSeq, a predicted model, not a curated record